Messenger RNA from Geodia barretti, 1197 nucleotides. Lineage: Eukaryota; Metazoa; Porifera; Demospongiae; Tetractinellida; Geodiidae. The record is from the annotation of a GenBank genome assembly.
AUGCGGUCGGCCCGGCCCAAGGUGCUGCACCGCCUCGCCGGCCUGCCCCUGAUCGAGCAUGUCGUGCGCGCGGCCGACCGCCUGCGGCCGGGGCGCCUGGGUCUCGUGGUCGGCCAUCAGGCGGAGCGCGUCGAGGCCGCCCUCUCCCACCGGGCGCCGCUGGCCUUCGCGCGCCAGGACGAGCAGCGCGGCACCGGGCAUGCGCUGCAGCAGGCGGAACCUCUCUUCGCGGGGGUGGGAGGCACCCUCGUCGUGCUGUCCGGCGACGUGCCGCUGAUUCACCCCGACACCUUGGAGCGGCUCGUCCGCGCCCACGAGGGAGCGAACGCCGCGAUGACGGUGCUGACCGCGACCGUGCCCCGCCCAUACGGCUACGGGCGCAUCGUCCGGGCGGACGGACGUCUCGCCCGCAUCGUCGAGGAACGAGACGCCUCGGCGUCACAACGGCGGUUGAAGGAGAUCAACAGCGGCAUCUACGCCCUCGACCUGCCGCCGCUCUUCGAUGCGAUCCGGGAGAUUCCGCCCGCCGGAGCCUCGAACGAGAUCUACCUGCCGGACCUGGUGCGGAUCUACCGGGGGCGCGGGCUGCCGGUGGAAACGGCGGAAGUGGCGGAUCCGGACGAGGUGCGCGGCAUCAACAGCCAGACGGAGCUGGCGGAGGUCAAGCGAAUCGUGCGACAGACGAGGAACGAAGAGCUGAUGGCGGCCGGCGUCACCAUCGAGGACCCGGCGACGACCUACGUCGACAUGGACGUCACCGUCGGAUCCGACACCGUCAUCCACCCCGGCGUCUUCCUGCAGGGACGCACGAGCGUCGGGGCGCGGUGCGAGCUGCACGCCGGGGUGCGCAUCGUCGACUCCACGAUCGGUGACGACGUGACCGUGCGCAACCACUGCGUCAUCCAGGGGGCCACGCUGGCCCACCGCGUCCAGGUGGGGCCGUUCGCCCACCUGCGCCCCGGGGCGGUGAUCGGCGAAGCGGCGAAGGUCGGCAACUUCGUGGAGAUCAAGGAAUCGUCGCUGGGCCAGGGAUCGAAGGCGAACCACCUGAGCUAUCUCGGCGACGCCACGAUCGGCGAGGGGGUCAACGUCGGCGCGGGUACGAUCACGUGCAACUACGACGGGAAGCGAAGCACGCGACGACGGUCGGCGACCGGGUGUUCAUCGGCAGCGGCACACCAGCUCGUCGCGCGGUGA